This is a messenger RNA of Acanthoscelides obtectus, 2011 nucleotides long. NCBI's taxonomy places the organism in Eukaryota, Metazoa, Arthropoda, Insecta, Coleoptera, Chrysomelidae. The record is from the annotation of a GenBank genome assembly.
AUGAGGGCAUCCAGCAUCCAAUGUUAUGUGGUUAGACUUUCGAAAAUACAAACCAACGUUGUCUAUGUGCACGUUUCUCAUCUAAGAUCAGUCAACUCUCCUUGUAGCAUAAUGGGAAUAACACAACAUACUUGGAAACAGAUUUGUUCAGGGUGUCCUAACGAAAAUGGAAAGUAGUUUCAAAAGCAACCAGGAAAAAAAAUCUGUUUUCGUGGCAACCUUGAUAUGUUAGUAGUGCAUAUUUUAAAAUUAUUUUAAUAUAUACAGUGCCAUAGCGAAACAUAUGUUUUUUGAAAGAACUCCCUAUAUUUUAUUGCAUAUUUGAAUAGGGCUUCCAAAAACAAGACGUUUGAUUUAAUUUAACAAAUAGUUUCGAUUAUCAAUACUAUGUGGCCAAACGUCUGCAGCUCCGCCAUUUUUGGAGAUAUUUAGAUAAAUGUUUUUUCACAAAAAUUGUAUUAUGAUGUAUAUCGUCAAAUGAUUUUGGGAUGAACUUUUUUUGAUAUGAGGCUUAUACAACUUUUUUCCAUUUUUUGUUAUUAAUUUCAAGAAAAACCAAAUACAUCUUAUUAACACAACAAAAAUAAUCUCAGCCUAAGGCAAUCAAUUAAUAAACUAACGAAUAUAUUACGUUGGUGCAAACCACACAAGGCUGUUGAAAUUAUCUUGCACGUCUAAAAGGGUUUGUCUAGGUAUCACCUUAUACGACUCGAUGUUUCAUGUCCUCUGGUGUUUUAGGUUUCUCCUGGUAAAUCUGAUUGGUCCACCUCUCCCUAGCCAACUAUCAGUACCCCAGCAGUCUAAAUACUCCCGUACUGCUCGAUUGUAAUGUGGUGGAACACCAUCAUGCUGGUACCACAAAUCUCUCCUAGUUGUUCAAAUUUACUUUCUCUAGUAAAAGAGGUUACCCAAGUUGCUGAAACAAUGUGGUUGGUUAAGGUGAGACGUGUGCGAAAGAAAAUUCAUUAUUUUCAUGGAAGAACUGAUUAAAAGUCAAAUGUGGAAUAUAUUUUUUGUUUCUUGGAAUUAGUAGCAAUAACCCGAAAACUGCGAAAAAAGUUGUAUAAACCUUAUAUCAAAAAAAAAAGGAAAGAUAUUUAAUGGUGUAGAAAUAUAAAGGGUGUUCCAUUUGACAUUUGUGAGAAAAGGUACAUUGCAAAAAUAUCUAAACAAUUGACAAUCAAAACCAUAUAUAUUCGAUAUCAAACUUCAUGUUUUCGGAAGAUCUAUCUAUUUAUGUCUUUUCCAGAUCGCUCAUAAAAUUUGGAGGUACACGCUCCCCCCUAAUACACGUUACUGAAAUCGGUUUUUAUUAAAUAACUUUUGAACGAUGCUGUAGAAUUCUAAUAAAUUUUGACAACUUAGUAACGAAAUAAUGAUUGCGUAUGUAACUUGUACUUGUUGCACGUCUUCUCGGCAAAGCACUUUUGUUACUGUUAGUCAGUUAACCUGCGGUGUAAAAUCGGGCCUUGAGAAAGUAGAAAUUCGUUUUCAUUUUUAAGCAUAAACAAUUACUAUGCAUUGUUGGUGAAUAUUGGAAGAGAAACCCACUAGGUAACCUGUAAGAGAGAAAUGUGCUACAAAGAACUUUCAUUAUUUUGUGCUGGUUUGAGAUAGUUAUUGAACAACUUUCAUGGAAGAAUAGUAUUUGACAAGACAUUAAAAGCAGUAUCUUUUUAUAUGGAAAACCGGAAAUUAUAGCUGGCUUACCGAUUAAUAAUUUGUUAACUCUAUUAUAUGCGAAUUUAUAUUAUUGAAAUUUGUGAGAUAAAUAUGAUUUUUUGUUGUUGCAUUGUUCAUGGUGUAAAUAUAUAAUUUGUUAUGUAUAUUGAGGAUAUGCCGCUGAAGAGAUAAUUGUAUAUUGAAUAGAACAGUUUGAAUUUUGUGAAAAAACGGUGGUUGUGUAUUAUUGAAUAUGUGUACCUAAGGGAAAAGUAAGAAAAUGACAGUUGUAGAUAGUAAAAGUGCCAUAUUCAGUAACUAAAUUGAAAUAAAUUCGCUAUAUUUCUUA